Messenger RNA from Triticum turgidum subsp. durum (durum wheat), 579 nucleotides. The record is from the annotation of a GenBank genome assembly. Lineage: Eukaryota; Viridiplantae; Streptophyta; Magnoliopsida; Poales; Poaceae.
AUGUCGGCGUCAACCAGCGGCGGCGGGGGGCUCUCGCCGCAGGCGGCCGCGGCGCUCCAGGAGGGCAUCGGGCUUGUGUUCGGGCGGUGGACGGCGCUGCAGAUGGCGGUGGAGAACGGGUGGGGCGGCCGCGACUCCCGCGCCAAGGCCGACCGGCUCGCCGCCGACGUCCUCUCCUUCUUCACCAACUCCAAAGGUCCAUAUUAUUAUGAUGACUUGGAGGAGAUGAUGUUUGACAGCAUAUCCGAAUCCUUCAACGCUGACUUUGAGGAUGGAAGUGUUGGGGAGGUUGCUGAACAGGUAUUGAUUAUGCAUGAAGAAUGCCUGCAAAACAACUAUUCGUCGAUUGAGAAGCUAAGGAACACACGUGCUCAAGGAAAUGCUGUUUCCCAAAGUAGAAUGAUGGUAACUGAUGAAGGCGAUGAUAGCUCGGAUGAUAGCUCGGACGAUGACGACGGCGAUGAACCAGCCAGGGCAGAUGAUAUGUUGGUGGAUGAGCCAAAGCCUUCCAAGCCUGCCCCUGAUGCUGAUGGGUGGACUGUUGUGCCACCGAAGCGCGGCGGCCGGGGCAAGAAUUAA